UGGAAGCGUCGGCCUUGGACGGCUCAGAAGCGCAGGGACUGCGGGCGGAGGUGCGGAGCGGGCGUGGGCAGCAGGCGAACCCCGCAGGCCGUAACCGCACAAAAUGGCGGAGGGCGACAAUAGGAGCACCAACCAGCUGGCUGCCGAAACGGCCAGUUUGGAAGAGCAGUUGCAAGGAUGGGGAGAAGUGAUUCUGGUGACGGACAAAAUUCUUCGUUGGGAAAAACCGUGGUUUCCCCCUGCCAUCAUUGGUGUGGUGUCCUUUAUUUUCCUGAUGGUUUACUACUUGGACCCGUCUGUUCUUUCGGGCGUUUCUUGUUUUGUGAUGUUGCUCUGUUUGGCUGACUAUCUUGUGCCUGCCCUUGCUCCUAGAAUUUUCGGCUCCAGUAAAUGGACUACUGAACAGCAGCAACGCUUCCAUGAAAUCUGCAGCAACCUGGUAAAAACACGGCGCAGGAUUGUUGGCUGGUGGAAGCGCCUUUUCACCUUUAAGGAGGAAAAACCUAAAAUGUAUUUCACAACAAUGCUGUGUUCGUUGACUGUGAUUGCUUGGAUAGGACAGCAAGUUCACAACCUCUUCCUUACCUAUCUUAUCGUGAGCUUCUUCCUGUUGUUUCCUGGGUUAAACAAACAUGGGAUUAUUUCAAAAUACGCUGGAAUGGCGAAAAGGGAGGUCAACAAACUCCUGAAGCAAAAGGAAAAGAAAAAUGAAUGAAACUCUGCUUGCUACUGCACUCCACAGUAUAAUGUGUUCUGGGAACAAAACAUUAGAAUUAUUGUGUGUUUAGUAGAAUAGCAGUGCUUAUUUCAGUCAUAGCCUUUUAACGUUAAAAUGGGGUUUCCCUUUUUUAAAAUAGGAUCUGUGUAGUUAUUUGACCACACAGUAAAUACCGUCUGCUAGUACAGGUAAGUCUUUCCAAUAAUAAACACAACUAGCAGCCUCAUAAGAUGGUCCGAUGGUUAAGCGAACCGUUUUGGUGGAGCAAACAGUUUAAUUGUUGAUUAGUGAGGAUGACAUCCUUUGCUACUUAUUUCCAGAGGAAAGACGCUGGUUAGCAUUCUUCAUUCCUGUUAAAUGUUUUAAGGUAUCUCUUAUCUACUGGCUCUCUAGAUUUCUGUCCUCACACUUCUUACGAUGAAGUUAACCAACUUCUUUCCAAAGUCCUGAGCCACAGAUAAUAUGGACAUAUAGGGCUUCGAAGCACCUACAUCUGAGGUGUAUCAUGACUUCUGUCAUAACAGUUACUGCACUCAAAAGUGCGUGGAAGAGUGAAGCUAGGGCUGCACAGAGUCAAUUUUCUUCUAUUGAAUUGCUGUAGUUUUGGAGUUGUGCAACAUGUCUUUAGAUUUUUAAAAUAUGAUCUGUAUACAAAAUCACGUUAAAUGCACAAGAGUCACAAGUGAGUCUGUCUUGUGGUGCAUGUGUGUUUUCUUAAUGCUGUUUUUGUUUUAUUACUGUAUGUGUAAAACUUUGUAACAUAUUAAAACAAUAGGCCUCUCAAAUUUUGUUGCAAGACAAUGUCUGUCUUAAUUGUAAACAGAUGAACAGUGUUAUCCUUGUCUGUUUGGAAAGGUUGAAAUUUGCUUUGCUUAUUACUCUUUAGGCAAUACGAGAUUGCAGCAAAGAGACUAGGCUAUGCCUUACAAGUGAUAGCCCUUGAUAUGUUAACUGAGCAUGCUAAAUUAUUCUGCCAAAUGCUGCAGUUCAGGAGACAUUUGAGCAGCAAGUAUUCUUAAGAUGGCAACUUCAUUUACUCUUGCAUACUGGCAAAAAAUGCUAGAAUCGUUUAACAAAAGUUUUAGCUGUGUCUUCCUAGAAUCAACAUGAAUGUAAUUGUGCUUUGUAUCAGCACUCAAACUGCUAAUUGGCCACGCCAGUGUACUACACUGGAACUUUACAUUGAUGUAAACAACUCUGAUCCCAGGAAAGGUGACAAGAUCUUUGUCAAUAAGUUUAUUUGGGAGUCUUGAGUGGGAAAGGUCUAAGGAAAGAAUCUUUAAAUGUCUUCGUGCAGUGCAGUUGAGAUUACCUUAACAUGGGAUUCCAUGUUUGGCUGUCCAGUUUUUCACAAUCAACAGAGAACCUCUUAGCUUGUUUGAUACCUGAUCAACCAGCAACUGCACCCCAGAGAUUGCCGGUAAAGGUAUCCCUGAUGCCUUCUCCUGCAGUGCACUAAAGGCACACCUGGGUGUUCUCAAUAGUUUUUUUUUCCUUCGGGGCUGAUGUUUGUAGAACACUAGUUUGGUUAUCAGUGCACUGAAUUAAUUUCAUCACCAUUCAGUUUGCUUUUUCUUUCUUCAGGUUUAGCUUUAGAUGUAUCCCAAGAAGGGAGUAGUUAGGAGGAGAACAUUGACAGUAGCUAAGUGUAUUGCUCUUUUUUCACUGUCACCAGUAAGGGCAUCUACUGUUACGAGCACUAGCCACAGAAGGUUGUGAUACAAAAGCUUGGAGAGGUGUCAACCAUUUUUGGAACACUGGUGACCCUUUGUAUUAUUUAUUGGAAGGAAUUGCUUCUUGAGAAAACUAUCGCAUCCCCUGCCGUGAUUUUUGCCUUGCCCCCUGGCUCUUCUUUUGUAUAUUUGUGGUUUUAAUGAGGCUGUCCAAACCAAUAUUAUUAACUUGGAUGUGUAGCAAUGGCAAAUAUGAUGUAUAAUUGGGGGAGGAAUGAAAAGAAAGAGAUUGUGCUUACUGAGAGAGCUGGUAGGGUGGGAAAGUAAAGAGAAACUAGGUGGGAGUGGGGUUGAAUUUGUGUACUGGCUGUCUUUUGUCAAUGUUGCUUUUCCCCUUGUACUGAUCUGUAAUACGGAUGGUAAAUGUUUAGCUAGGAAGCUAACAUUGAAUAAAAAUCUUAAUAUAA
Messenger RNA from Sphaerodactylus townsendi, 2858 nucleotides. It is a transcript of the gene ARL6IP1, whose product is annotated as ADP ribosylation factor like GTPase 6 interacting protein 1. The record is from RefSeq and is a predicted model, not a curated record. Bases 104 to 715 code for a protein of 203 amino acids. NCBI's taxonomy places the organism in Eukaryota, Metazoa, Chordata, Lepidosauria, Squamata, Sphaerodactylidae. The transcript is spliced from 6 exons.